AUUUCACUCACAGCUUCAGGAAGAUCUGAAGAGGUUCUUGCUUCAACAGUGAUUGAACGGAACUUCGAUCUCGCCGGAAAUUAUAUGAGCCUAUUUAAAUUUCGUAUUUAUUCUGUAUCAAUUUUGAUAGGCUAAUAAAACCAGCCGAAAUGGAGACUUCUCAGAUUCGCCAGAACUACGACCGCGACUGCGAGGCUUUGAUCAACAAGAUGAUCAACUUGGAGCUUUACGCUGGAUACACCUACACCUCCAUGGCUUUCUACUUCAAACGGGAUGAUGUCGCUCUUGCUGGUUUUGCCAAGUUCUUCAAGAAGAACAGCGAGGAGGAGCGCGAGCAUGCUGAGAAGAUCAUGGAGUUCCAGAACAAGAGGGGGGGACGCAUUGUGCUUCAGGACAUCAAGAAACCUGAGCGAGAUGUGUGGGGCAAUGGACUGAUUGCUAUGCAGUGCGCUCUUCAGCUGGAGAAGAACGUCAACCAGGCUCUGCUGGAUCUGCAUAAGGUCGCCUCUGAGAAGGGAGACCCUCAUCUGUGUGACUUCCUGGAGACUCACUACCUGAAUGAGCAGGUUGAGGCCAUCAAGAAGCUUGGUGACCACAUCACCAACCUUUCCAAGAUGGAUGCUGGCAACAACAGGAUGGCGGAGUACCUGUUUGACAAGCACACCCUGGAUGGAGACAGCAGCUAAAUGCAGCCCUCAGA
This is a messenger RNA of Sinocyclocheilus grahami, 700 nucleotides long. Its product is annotated as ferritin, middle subunit-like. NCBI's taxonomy places the organism in Eukaryota, Metazoa, Chordata, Actinopteri, Cypriniformes, Cyprinidae. Gene Ontology annotation, biological process: intracellular iron ion homeostasis; iron ion transport. Gene Ontology annotation, cellular component: cytoplasm. Gene Ontology annotation, molecular function: ferric iron binding; ferrous iron binding. The record is from RefSeq and is a predicted model, not a curated record. The coding region runs from base 150 to 686 and encodes 178 amino acids. The transcript has 4 exons.